GAUGCUGGAAAAGGGCCAGUAAUAUCAUGAAGGAUCCCACCCACCCUGGCUCCUGGAUUGUUUAUCCCACUUGUAUCAGGGAGGAAGCUCUGCAGCAUCCAUGCCAGGACCACCAGACUCAGAAACAGAAUUCUCAUUCUGGAAAUAAGUUCACAUUAGUUCAACAAGUUACAGAGAUUCCUACACUGGAAGAUAAAUCACUCUCAAAAGAAGAAAUCAUGAGGUACAGCAGACAGCUCAUCAUUCCAGAAAUUGGAGUCAAAGGUCAACUCAACCUCUCCAAGAAAGCUGUUCUAAUUGUAGGAUGCAGAGGAUUGGGCUGCCCUGCUGUGCAAUACCUGGCAGCUGCAGGCAUUGGUUGGUCGGGACUUCUUGAUUACGAUGAUGUGGAGCUCAGUAACUUACAGAGACAGGUUCUCCAUGCCGAGGAUAAGGUGGGCAUAUCGAAAGCAUUGUCUGUGGCAACUGCAAUAAAUCAGUUAAAUUCAACUGUUGAAUGUCUACCAUGUCGCUUUCAGUUGAAUUUCAAGAACCCAAGACAGCUAAUUCAGCAAAUAUCCUUUUUGUUAGAUUGUUCUGACAAUGCUCCCACAUGAUAACUUGUCAAUGAUGCCUGUGUUCUGAAUGGGAAGCCACUUGUAUCAGCCAGUGCUCUCAGAAUGGAGGGGCAGCUCACUGUGUAUAAUUACAAUGGUGGACCUUGUUAUAGAUGUCUCUUUCCAAAACCACCUCCAGCAGAGACCGUAACCAAUUCUUCAGAUGGAGGAGUGUUGGGUGUAGGCACAAAACAUGAGGUCGAGUACCGCAUUUCCAUAACUGGCCCACCAGUCCAUGCCCACGUGGAUGGACUGGAUCCAGAAAAGCUGGCGACCGCGAAGCCCAAGUUUGUCAAUUAG
Messenger RNA from Mobula hypostoma (lesser devil ray), 896 nucleotides. RefSeq names its product adenylyltransferase and sulfurtransferase MOCS3-like. The transcript is spliced from 8 exons. Lineage: Eukaryota; Metazoa; Chordata; Chondrichthyes; Myliobatiformes; Myliobatidae. Gene Ontology annotation, biological process: protein urmylation; tRNA wobble position uridine thiolation. The record is from RefSeq and is a predicted model, not a curated record. Gene Ontology annotation, molecular function: thiosulfate-cyanide sulfurtransferase activity; nucleotidyltransferase activity; URM1 activating enzyme activity. Gene Ontology annotation, cellular component: cytoplasm.